Molecule: messenger RNA, 2100 nt
Organism: Diaporthe amygdali
Lineage: Eukaryota; Fungi; Ascomycota; Sordariomycetes; Diaporthales; Diaporthaceae
Product: exodeoxyribonuclease
Exons: 4
Coding region: 1-2100 (699 amino acids)
Source: RefSeq, a predicted model, not a curated record
AUGAUGAGCGACCUAAGCGGCGGGUUUGCGCCGCAACAAAAUGACGAACGUUUGAGCCUCGACAUUGACAGUAGCAGUCCGAGCAACGCCAUGAUCAAUCCUGCGAACACUUCGGCUUCGACAGUCGACCAAUCCCCCAUUACAAGUCAUAGCAGCGGUCCACCCAGCAGUCACUUCACUUCCAGCGCAUCUGCUGUUCAGGCUCGCGAUACUGCCGCUUCCCAUUGCGACCUUCCUAGCGAUCUAGCGCACUCCGGCGAGCGCGCGAUGUUAGAAGCUCGAAGCGACAAUCAGCAACGCAAGCUCAAUCCAAUGGCGAUUGAUUUUAUCCUCAACAGCGAUUCUACUGGACACACAAGCGAGGGAAACGACACUUCUACUCAACCCCCGAUUGAGGGAAAUGACAAUGGCACAACGAAACAAACAGAAUCGUGCAAGUGCAGUCUGUCGCAUUGGACCCUGGGACGUCUUGAAAUCUUCGACUCCACCAUUCAAAAACAGAUCGGAACUCAUAAGGAAUCGAUCAAUAAAGUUCUAGCGAGCGCAUCCGACAGAGCUCCAGCCAAUAUGAAUGAUUCUCUUCCAUACGAAUCGGAAUUUACGCUCGUUAUGGGCUUGAGCGAAGAGAAAGUCACCACUGUGCGGAAUCUCAGAGCCAGACUUCGUGACGCGAAACGCGAGUCGGUGCACAUUUUUCAGCAUGCAGAGAAGAGAGAGGAGGCGGAAGCAAAGGCUAAGAAGAAACCGAUGAAAUUCAUUGUGAGCGGAUCCAAGUCAACGAUUUACGACAUUCCCGAGAGCUUCGGCUCCUUUGUACUCAAGGUCGGUUCACUGCCACAUAUCAACCAAGAGCGACUGAAUCAUCGUCGCGUUACGCAAGCGCAGGAAAAUAUACCGACAGGAUGGGUGGCGCACAGUGUCCCCGGCCUUCUCAGGCCUUCCAAAGAUCUUGACCCACGUAUUCAGGUGUUCUACAAGCAGGACGGCGACCGCAUAGCCAUCGACAAUGAUGAGAGGGCCGAUGGUACGACUGGCAUUGUCAUGUCCCGGAUCAAAGACCUCGAAGAAACCACCCGCAGAAAGAUUCUUCAAAAUUACUGCAACAUCGAGCAGUCACAAGUGGAAGAGGUCUUGAGCUUGAACGACCACUGCCUUGUCCGCGUCUUACUUGGCAGGAGAUUCGACGACGACGACGACGACGAGGAGUCAGAUGAUGCUAUGGAAUCCGUCUCGGGGAACGCCGUGGACGAUGACGUGGAGAUGGCCUCAGUUGACACCUCGGACUGUGAGCCUCCCUCUCUCUUAAACAUUCCGGGAUAUCUCGAUUUCAUCCUUCAUGCCUGCAAGAAGGUGCGAGACGGCCCGGAGGCACUUGCGAAACAGAUCGCAUUCGGCUAUGCCCUACUCCAUUGGGGAGCUCGCCUCGACGGCCGGGGAAUAGAAUUUCUCCUGGGCUUGGCCCCACUUGGACGGGGAAAGCGAUUGUAUAUGCUCGACUUCGAAGCCUGCCGUCCACUUGACAGAAGCGAUCGAGUCCACCUGUGGAAGGUAUUUGUGAAGCAUUACCUUGAGGCCAGCGCAAAGAUCUGGGAAGCAUCCGACAAGGACUUUGACUCCACUUUGCCUGAGACAUUCAUCCGGGAGCUCGAGCGCAAUUUCUUGGAGCAGAACGAGAAUGGGUCAGAGCAUGGUGGCCGUGAGCAGGACGGGGAGAACGAAGCCAACAGCCAACAAGACAGUGAGGAUGGCGGCAACGACGAAGAUGACCCAGCUCAGGCCGACCGUGAGGCCUCUGAGAACAACGACUACGGAAGCGACGAAUACAAUCCAAAUUCGACUGAUUCUGAGGACUCGUCAGAAGAAGAGGACAGUGACGAUGACGACGACGACGAUUGCCCACUCCCGCCCGCGAAGCCCAUUUUGAAGAAGUCAGCAAGCAGCGACACGUCGACCACGCCGCCGAAGGCCCGCAGUGAGACUAGCCCGCGCAAGGUCACGUUCUGGCGCAACUUACCGUCCUACAAGAUGGAGAAGCCGGCGAACGCGCCUUACUGGAAGAGAGGGAGGGCGCGCCAGCCAAUCCUUUUGGGAUUCCACUAG